GAGCAGCGCCAUUACAAGUGGGUGGCUUUUUUCUAGACCUCCUUCAGGCUGAUCCUACUUUACCUGGUGGAUUUACUUGUGUUAGCUGAGUAUCCAGCUUGAAACGGCUUUGAUUAGAUUCCAGUCCAGCACAACAUGAUGGCUGAGUCUGGUUUCCCUUUACCACCAGAGGUUUUCUGUCCUCUGUGUGUGGAUGGCCUGAGAGAUCCAGUCACCAUCCCCUGUGGCGACACUUACUGUCUGGAGUGCAUCAAGAUUUACUGGGAUCAGUUCGACCACAUGGGGGUCUACAGCUGCCCGCAGUGCCGGGCCACCUUCACGCCGCGUCCUGUCCUGAGACGUAACCUCCCCGAUGUCAACCACGAGCCUCGGCAGCAUCUUCCAGAGCUCACUCCUUUCCCCGACAUGAACCGCGAAUCCUUCUGCGACUUCUGUGUCGGCCGACGCAACAAGGCUGUCAAGUCGUGUCUCAUGUGCCUGGCUUACUACUGUGAAAUACACGUCAAGCCUCAUUAUGAGUCAUCUACGUUCAAGAGGCACAAACUGGUGGAUGAGACGGGACACCUGGACAGGAAGAUCUGCCCCCAGCAUGAAAAAGGUCUGGAGCUGUUCUGCCGCUCUGAUCAGAUGUGUAUCUGCGUGCUCUGCACUGUCAGAGAGCACCGCAGCCACAACAUCGCUUCUGCGGAAGAAGAACGGGUUGAGAAACAAAAAGUCCUGGUGGUCACCCAGUCAGAAGUGCAGCAUAUCAUUCAGGAGAGGAUGAAGGAGCUGCAGGAGCUCAAGCAUAAUGUGGAUGUUCUGAAGAGUUGUGCUCAGCGAGCGCAGGCCGAGAGCGAUAAGACCUUUCAUGAAAUGCUGCAAGCGGUGGAGCGCUGGAAGGCUGAAAUCCAUCAGAUGAUAAUGGCCAACAUGCAGGCAGCCAUGUCUCAGGCUGAGGGUUACGUGGACCGCCUGGAGCAGGAGAUUCAGGAGCUACAGCGGAGGGACGCAGAACUACGGCAGAUCCUCGAAACGGAGGAUAAUAUUCACUUUCUGCAGAAUUUUCCAACCCUGUGCAUUCCUCCUGAGGCCAUGGUGCCCAAAGUGCUCAUCAACCCUCAGUUCUCUUUUGGAGAGAUGAGUAAAACAGCUCUAGAAAUGAAAGAACAUCUGGAUGACGUCUGCAAAAAGGAACUGAGCAAAAUCUCCAAAACAGUCAGUGAAACUCCAGUCUACAUACUUUUGCCAAGAAAUGGAGACAAACGAGUCAAAGUUCCUUCCAGGGUAGAUUUUCAGGAGCCAAAAACCAGACCAGAUUUCCUGAGAUAUUCCUGCAAGAUGAGCUUUGAUCCCAACACCGUGUACAAGGAGCUGGUCCUGUCAGACGGGAAUCAGAAGGUCACCCGGAAGAAAGCGGCCCAAUUUUAUCCGGAUCAUCCGGAGCGUUUCGACGGCUUCUCCCAGGUCCUGUGCAAAGAGCCUCUGGCAGGUUUCAGGUUCUACUGGGAGGCAGAGUGGGGCGGAGAGUUCUCCAUAGGGGUGGCCUAUAAAAGCAUCAGCCGCAAGGGGAAGAACUCGCACAGCCUGCUGGGAUACAACGACAAGUCCUGGAGCCUCCUCUGCUCCGACUCAGGUUAUUCUGCCUGGCACAACAAGGUAGACAGAGACCUUCCCCGCACUCCCAGAGCCACUCGAAUCGGUGUUUACCUGGACUAUGCAGGCAACACUGUUUCGUUUUACUCAGUAUCUGAGAAUAUGGAGCUCAUCCACAAAUUCAAAGCGCAGUUCAGCGAGCCUCUGUAUGCCGGUUUUGGUGUGGGGGCUUCAGUCACGCUCUGCCAGCUAAAGCAGAAUCCAAUGGCUUAUUAAAACAGUGCAAGUUUUGCUUUGAGUUGCAAAUUCUCAAUGCAAAUUACAUGCAUCAUGAAUAAACAGUUUUUUUUUAUUCACAUCAGGUGAACUAAAAUAACUCCAUUUUAAAAUGUGGUUCUGGCAAACACAAAAACGGAACUUUCCCUUUUCUGUACUUAUCAUCCGUCUCUCUCACUUCACCCUGAGGUGUACGAAUACUUUUUCCCGUCGGUGUGUGAUAAAACCAUAAAUUACAUUAUGAGAGAGGUUAGUAUGAAUCACUGUGAAAAAGAACUUUUGAGCUAAACAGAUAAACAGCCUUCCUGAAAGGUAUAUAACUGGAGAUUCACACUUGUCACUUCAUGUAAAUUUACUAUAAACAAAUACCAAUAUAACUAAAAUGAUUUAAUGAUUCAUAUACUUAUAGUCUCAAUUUUACAUUAUUUACUGGCUGUAGUAUUUUAUAUUGUAGCUUAUCCAGGAGGGUUAAGCAAGAUAUUUUAAAGACGUCUUUACAUACAACCACAUAAAGCAGGACUUUACUGGAGGAGGGGUUUGGCAGCAGUGUGAAGCUGCUCUCCAGUUUGAAGAAUUUGCUUUUGCAUAAUCAAAUGUACAUUUGUUCAUUCCAACAAAAACAACUGACAGUGUGUAAAGUAACAUAAUCAACAUACAGCAUUUUUAUCUUCAUAAAAUAUUUCUAUAUUUCUACUUCGAAUAUAGCCAGUGUCUAUUUAAUGAUUCUCUUCAAAUGUGCUUAAAAACUAUGCUUUUUAGACAACAUCCUCACUCUGUUGAGAUAAAGAAGGGCUGGAACGAAGCCUGUUAAGACAAAGGUCCAGACAUUCACUGAGACAAACAAAGACAACAGGGGAGAAGGGAUGGCUGCUCUUAGGAUUGUCGCUGCUGUCAGUGGGACCUGAGAUAAAGCGGAAUGUACGAGAUUAAUCAAAAUGAUCUUGAAAGCCCUUCUCUUAAUGGCAUUUCCUUUUUGUCGGUCUUUCUGUCCAUCUCCUGGUCCGGGAUGUUUCAGAGCUCUGAGAACUGAUGCGCAGCAAAAACUCAUCAGCAACAUGAAGCACAGAUACAAAGCUGUUAUCAUGUAGAAGACUUCUCUUUUGAAAUCGAACGCAGUGGUGAUGAUGGACAAAAUGAACACAAUCAGCCAGGACGCGCAGCCACAGCUCAGCCUGUAUCUCAGCGGUUUAUACGUGAGGAAAGUCACUGGAUGGAUCGUUGCCAGAUACUGCUCCGUGCAGAGGUAGCUCUGUGCCAGCGGUCGCGCGAUUAGGAACAUUGAAGUGGUGAACAGAAACAUCAUCCCGAAGAAACAAUUCGAGAAGAAGGUUUUGAGGAGAUACCAGAUGAAAAUGAGAGAGAAAAUGAUCUCGCCCACCAUUUGGUUGAGAGGAAUAAAAUCAGAGGCGAUCUUUUCCCGCCGUCUUCUCAGUAUGAUCCACAGCACAUAGCCGUUGAUGGGCAGAGCAAAGAGAAGGGACGCUGCAUAUGCAGCCAUCCUUAAAGCUUCCCCCGCAGAGUCCACGUGUUGAUCGAGCAAGAAAGGAGACGAAGUAUCGUUGAUGCUGCAAUCAUCCAUUUUCCCUCUGAUAAUAAACAUUACAGUCACAAACUGGGCUGUUAAACAAGGCAUUCUGUAUAUUUGUAUUUAAUGUAACAUUUAAAACUUGUUGAUCACUGUCAGUUAUCUCUGUAAAGAACAUACACAAAAGUAAAAUAUUUAAUGUAAUUUACUUUUAUUUGCUUGUUUAUUUGUAGGAGUGAGUGUGUUGAUUGUUAAGAUUGUGAGCAAGAGAUGAAUCAUUCUGUCACUGAGGAAUCUAUCUCAUUCAUCAUCAUGUAUUUUCAUACCGAACCUUCUGAAAUAUAAUGUAAAGCUCUUUGUUUGACAAAGCUUCAUGAAGUUAUUUUUACUCACUUUUCAUUACCUAAUAAAUCAUCACUGCUACCAAUAUGCAGUA
This is a messenger RNA of Salarias fasciatus (jewelled blenny), 3812 nucleotides long. It is a transcript of the gene ftr84, whose product is annotated as finTRIM family, member 84. NCBI's taxonomy places the organism in Eukaryota, Metazoa, Chordata, Actinopteri, Blenniiformes, Blenniidae. Gene Ontology annotation, molecular function: protein binding; zinc ion binding. The record is from RefSeq and is a predicted model, not a curated record. Bases 136 to 1851 code for a protein of 571 amino acids. The transcript is spliced from 7 exons.